Molecule: messenger RNA, 1415 nt
Organism: Mustela lutreola (European mink)
Lineage: Eukaryota; Metazoa; Chordata; Mammalia; Carnivora; Mustelidae
Gene: CD27
Product: CD27 molecule
Exons: 6
Coding region: 200-991 (263 amino acids)
Biological process (GO): positive regulation of T cell differentiation; positive regulation of B cell differentiation; negative regulation of apoptotic process
Cellular component (GO): external side of plasma membrane
Molecular function (GO): transmembrane signaling receptor activity; protein binding
Source: RefSeq, a predicted model, not a curated record
GGAAAAAAACGAGCCACAACAGAGCUGCAGCUGCCAUCAAAGGUCGGCUUGCCACCUGAAGCCAGCAGCUCGAAGAGGGCCUGCAGCUGCUGCCCAGGAGGUACUGAGAGUAGGGCCCCAGCACCCCACUGGAGGGGCCAGUUCCACGGAGGCCAGGCAUCAGCAACUGGAACGUAGAAAGGGCUCCUGGGCAAGAGCCAUGGCCCAGGCACCUCCCUGCUGGCUGUGGAUUCUAGGGACCCUGGCGGGGCUCUCAGCGACCCCAGCCUCCAAGCCCUGUCCGGAGAAGCACUACCUGGUCCAAGGAGAGCUGUGCUGCCAGAUGUGCAAGCCAGGGACUUUCCUCAUGAAGGACUGUGACAAGCAUGGUGAGUCUGCUCAGUGUGACCCGUGCAUCCAGGGGGCCUCCUUCUCACCAGACCACCAUUCGCGGCGCCACUGUGAGAGCUGUCGGCAUUGUAACUCUGGUCUUCUCAUUCGAAACUGCACCCUCACCACAAAUGCACAGUGUGCCUGCCCCAAGGGCUGGCAGUGCAGGGACAAGGAGUGUACAGAGUGUGACCCUCCUUCAAACCCUUUGCUGACACUGCCUCCACCGUCUUGGGCCCCGGACCCACACCCACACCCACACCCCACCCACUUACCUUACACCAAAAGGAUGCAGGAGCCCAGGACAGUUCUGCAGGUGCAGACGCUGGCUGACUUCAGGUGGCUGCCUGCCACAGCCCUCUCAACCCAUUGGCCAGCCCAAAGGCCCCUGUGCAGCUCAGAUUGCAUCCGCGUCUUUGUCAUUCUCUCUGGGAUGUUUCUUGCUUUCACCGUGAUGGGACCCUUGUUCUUCCAUCAACAAAGAAAAUGCAGACUAAACAAAGAAGAAAGUCCAGUGCUGCCGGCUGAGGCUUGCCUAUACAGCUGCCCCAGGGAGGAAGAGGGCGGCGCCAUCCCCAUUCAGGAAGAUUACCGAAAACCAGAACCUGCUUCCUACUCCUGAGCUUGCGCACCGAGAAGGCUGGGUGGGCGGGUCAUCACUACAAUAAAUUCUCCGCCUCCAUCCCACCCCAGCGGCCAUCCACAGGGACACAGAGACCUGGCACACACACACCCCCACACCCCGACCCCCACCUCCGCCCCCAAGCCGGGGUUUCAGUACCAUCCUGUCAUCAGGACUCUUUCCUGUGCGCAGACUUGAGAAAGUGCCUUUUGGAGACUGGCACCGACAAGGACGCAUGGGGGUGAGAUGGAGGGUGGGACGUGGGCCCCACCCCCACCCCAGUGUGUCCUGGCCCAGCCACCUUCACCCUUGCACUGCACUGGAAGGGUGGGGCCUUAGGUGGAGAACACACUUUCCCCUAGAACCACCACGUGCUCUAUCACCGACCUAAAAAUUUGGCACAAUAAAGUGACAGCCAACCACA